CUCCUCCUCCUCCUCCUAGUCCUCCGCCCUCCGGGGCUGGGAAAGUGGGAGGUGGCGGCGGCGGCUGCGUGAGUGCGCGCAGGAGGGGGCAGCCGAGAGGAGUCUCCCGGUGCCGCGGCGGCGGCGUCAGAGCCACUGCGAGCGCCGAGCGCGCCGGACGCGGUGGGGCCGCAUCUCCUCGGCCGCCACUGCCGCUGCGGGGCCACGAACAAAGAGGAGGAGCCGCGGCGCGAGAGCAAAGUCUGAAAUGGAUGUUACAUGAAUCACUUUAAGGGAUGCACACAACUAUGAACAUUUCUGAAGCUUUUUCUGCAGUAAACUAGAGAAAGAUGGAUGAAUCUGCCUUGUUGGAUCUUCUGGAGUGUCCUGUAUGUCUAGAGCGGCUUGAUGCUUCUGCAAAGGUCUUGCCUUGCCAGCAUACCUUUUGCAAACGAUGUUUGCUGGGGAUUGUAGGUUCCCGAAAUGAACUCAGAUGUCCUGAGUGCAGGACUCUCGUUGGCUCGGGUGUUGAGGAGCUUCCAAGUAACAUCUUGCUAGUCAGACUCCUGGAUGGCAUCAAGCAGAGGCCUUGGAAACCUGGCCCUGGUGGGGGCAGUGGGACGAACUGCACAAAUGCAUUAAGGGCUCAGAGCAGCACGGUGGCUAAUUGUAGCUCAAAAGAUCUGCAGAGCUCCCAGGGUGGACAGCAGCCACGGGUGCAAGCCUGGAGCCCCCCAGUGAGGGGUAUACCUCAGUUACCAUGUGCCAAAGCAUUAUACAACUACGAAGGGAAAGAGCCUGGAGACCUUAAGUUCAGCAAAGGUGACAUCAUCAUCUUGCGACGACAAGUGGAUGAAAAUUGGUACCAUGGAGAAGUCAACGGGAUCCAUGGCUUUUUCCCCACCAACUUUGUGCAGAUUAUCAAACCAUUACCUCAGCCCCCACCUCAGUGCAAAGCACUUUAUGACUUUGAAGUGAAAGACAAGGAAGCAGACAAAGAUUGCCUUCCGUUUGCAAAGGAUGAUGUUCUGACUGUGAUCCGUAGAGUGGAUGAAAACUGGGCUGAAGGAAUGUUAGCAGACAAAAUAGGAAUAUUUCCAAUUUCAUAUGUUGAGUUCAACUCAGCUGCCAAGCAGCUGAUAGAAUGGGAUAAGCCUCCUGUGCCAGGAGUUGAUGCUGGGGAAUGUACCUCGGUGGCAGCCCAGAGCAGCACUGCCCCAAAGCACUCCGACACCAAGAAGAACACCAAAAAGCGGCACUCCUUCACUUCCCUCACCAUGGCCAGCAAAUCCUCCCAGGCUUCCCAGAACCGCCACUCCAUGGAGAUCAGCCCGCCUGUCCUCAUCAGCUCCAGCAACCCCACAGCUGCCGCUCGCAUCAGUGAGCUGUCCGGGCUGUCCUGCAGUGCCCCUUCUCAGGUUCACAUAAGUACCACUGGGUUAAUUGUGACCCCACCCCCAAGCAGCCCAGUGACCACUGGCCCUUCCUUCACUUUCCCGUCAGAUGUUCCCUACCCGGCUGCCCUUGGAACUAUGAAUCCUCCUCUUCCCCCGCCCCCUCUCCUGGCCUCCACACCUCCGGGCGCUGCUGCUGUUGCUGCUGCUGCUGCUGCUGCUGCUGGGAUGGGACCGAGGCCCAGCGCAGGACCCACAGAGCAGAUUGCACAUUUACGGCCUCAGACUCGCCCCAGUCUGUAUGUUGCCAUAUAUCCAUACACUCCCCGGAAGGAGGAUGAGCUGGAGCUGAGAAAAGGCGAGAUGUUUUUAGUGUUUGAGCGUUGCCAAGAUGGCUGGUUCAAAGGGACUUCGAUGCACACCAGCAAGAUCGGGGUUUUCCCUGGCAAUUACGUGGCACCAGUCACGAGGGCGGUGACAAAUGCUUCCCAAGCUAAAGUCCCUAUGUCUACUGCUGGUCAGACAAGUCGAGGGGUGACCAUGGUCAGUCCUUCCACCGCAGGAGGGCCUGCCCAGAAGCUCCAGGGCAAUGGUAUGGCUGCGAGUCCCAGUGUUGUCCCCACAGCAGUGGUGUCAGCAGCUCAUAUCCAGACCAGCCCUCAGGCUAAGGUCUUGUUGCACAUGACUGGGCAAAUGACAGUCAACCAGGCCCGCAAUGCUGUGAGGACAGUUGCAGCACACAACCAAGAACGCCCUACAGCAGCGGUGACACCCAUCCAGGUACAGAAUGCCGCCUGCCUGGGCCCUGCAUCUGUGGGCCUGCCCCACCAUUCCUUGGCCUCCCCACAACCUCCGCCUUCAGUGGCAGGCCCUGCCACCCACGUUGCUGCUGUCAAUAUGGGUCGAGUCAAUGCCCCCCUGGCCUGUGCUGCAGCUGCUUCGCUGACCUCCCCGAACAUCACCGCUGCCUCUCUGGAGACUGAGCCCAGUGGCCGAACAGUGACCAUUCUCCCCGGACUUCCCACCUCUCCUGACAGUGCUUCAUCAGCUUGUGGGAACAGUUCAGCAACCAAGCCAGACAAGGACAGUAAAAAAGAAAAAAAGGGUUUGUUGAAGUUGCUUUCUGGCGCCUCCACUAAACGUAAGCCCCGAGUGUCCCCUCCAGCCUCACCUACCCUGGAAGUGGAGCUGGGUGGCGGCGAGUUGCCUCUGCAGGGAGCGGUGGGUCCUGAGCUGCCACUAGGGGGCGCCCACGGCAGGGCAGGCUCCUGCCCCGCGGAUGGGGAUGGCCCGCCCACAGCGGGGGCUGCAGGCGCGGCUCUGGCCCAGGAUGCUCUUCACCGCAAGGCCAGCUCCCUGGACUCGGCUGUUCCCAUCGCUCCACCUCCUCGUCAGCCGUGCUCCUCCCUGGGCGCUGUCGUGAAUGAGUCUAGGCCUGUUGUUUGUGAAAGGCAGGUCUUCUCUCGGUGGUGACCUGAGUUCCUGUCCUGAAUAGAGGUGGCCAGCUACUGACGGGCCCAUCCUUCACCUCCUUGAAGCACCAGGCCCCGCUGCUGUUGGCUGAGCCAUAUGAUCGUAAUGGGAGCCAGCAUUUUGGGGUGUGAACUAUGUGACAGACAGCGUGCUAAGAGCAUCACACUUACAAUCUCACUACAUUAUGUGAUAAUACCUGUUUAGUCCACUACAAUCCUAUUCUACAGAUGGGGAAACUGAGGUCGAGAGAACUGAGAUAACCGGCCAGAAGUUAAGCUGCUCCAAAUGACCUUAAAGGCUAUGUCAACCCCUCAGGCCAGGGCUUCCCCCGUAGUGCCAGGCCUCCUCCCUCGUUCCAUGCUUGCUUGAACCCUGAGCCUGGUGGUCUGUAAAUAAGCAUAUUUGAAUUAGCUGAACCUUCCUUGGAAAUGAUAAGCCAGCCUCCAUGCUGUGCUUUUGCUUUAGACUUUGGGGAAUAAUUUGGUCCCUGUGCCCAAAGUAGCUCGGGAAUUGUUUGGGCAGCCACUUAGCCUUUGUAGGGAUGCCUUCUUUAGUGGAGUAGUAGUCUGGGACUGUCACGUGGUCCUUCCUAAUGUGAGUGGAUUCUAGUUUUUAUGAAGGGAGAUUGGUGAAUCUUCUGAAAGGACUAGUCUCUAAUGGUUUUCAUGAGUUUCAGGGCAGUUCUAUAGUAUUUGUUCUGUCAUUUUUUAAACCAUAACAUUCUUUACUUGCAGCCAAGAGUGGGUCCUAUGAAGCUUUAAAUUCACUUUCUGGCUUUGAGAACUAAAUGAAACUAGAAACUUGAAAUCACCUUUAUAACUGAAUACUCAGUACUUAGCAUCCAACCAAGAAAGAUGUAUCUCCACAUUUAUUAGUUAUCCAUUGCUGUGUGACAAAUUACCCCCAAAACUUAGUGGCUUAAAACAACAAUAAGCAUUUGUCAUCUCACACUUUCUGUGGGUUAGGAAUUUGGGAGUGGCUUAUCUGGGUGAUUCUGGCUUAGGGUAUUUCUUGAGAUUACAGUCCAGGUGUCAACCUGAGCUACAGUCAUCUGAAGGGCUGACUGGGGCUGGAGGACCCAGUUCUAAGGUCCACGCACACCACUGUUGGCUAGUUAGUUUUGGCUUUGAGAAAGAGACCUUAGUUACCCACUGUGGGGUCUUCUCCAUAGGGAUGUUGAGUUGCCUCACCCAUGGCAGCUGAUUUUUCAGAGUGAGUGAGCCAAGAGAAAGUAAAGUUGAAGCCACAAUGCCUUUUAUGAUCUACUCUCAGAAAUCACACACUGUCAUUGUCACGGUAUUUUAUUGGUCACACAGGUCAUCUCUAUGCAUUGUGGGAGGUUGGCUACCAUACACCACCAUUUUUUCCCCCUUUGGUUGGAAAAGCAAGAGAGGAAUAAAGGAGAGUAAUAAUGCUGGAAAAAUAGAGAAGGAUAUAAGGAUAUGGAGCAUAAAACAAGUCACCUCCCUCUGGCUUCCAUGGCUGCUAACCAGAAUUUUGCAGAAGGAAACUAAGGAGCAUGGAAAAAGGGGGAUAGGUAAUAUUACACUGACAGGGCUUUUGGUUGAUAAUUAGGUGAUAAUUACCCCUUUUCCCACUGAUGUCUGAGUUGAGAACCAAUGGAGAAACAGACAGGUAUCAGACUAAUGGAGAUCAGAAGGUCAACCUCAUUCCUGGGGGUGUUGGAUUGAAUUUGUGGCCAUGGUCCUCUCCUCCAUCUCUGGACCUUAGCACACCCUCCCCGAGGGAGAAUUGGGGUACAUGGGGCAGAUGAACUUCCGUAGAAUUGCUGCCUCACCCAUGGCAAACCCCAGUGUGAGGAACACAGAGAUGGACUUCCAGACCCACUUCCCGAAGGCAGGCCUGACCCCCUGUGCUUACAACGUGGAAGCAGAGGCUGAGCAGAGCCCACUCAGCCCAGAGGCAGGCAGUUCAAAGAGGGCUGAACUCCCCUGCUCAGCUGUUUCUCCCAGUCUCACGAAUCGAGUAAAUUCACUCCUUUCUUCUUGGAGGAGAGGGAAGGGCAGAGACGUUUCGUGUCCUGGGAAAUGGAACAAAGCUCUCCUUCUGUAUGGCCAAGAUACAAACACUGGGAGGGGAUGGGAAUGGCUCUCCCUGUAAAGGUCACUCAAAUAAACCAGUCUGGGUCAUAGCGGACUGUUACACGUAUCCAAACUCGGAUAAUACCAAGUCUCUACUAAGCAGAGAAUAAUGGUAUUUUGAGUUGUUUUACAAACAUUGUUAAAAAACUCAUGCUACAUCAUGGUCAUGUCUAAGGCUAUAUAGACUAAUAGUGCACCAUUUUUAUCACUACUUUGACCAGCUUAACUAAAAUGCAUCUCUCUUUUCUAGGCACAGGGUGGUGGUUUCCUAUCCUCCUCAGAGUGAGGCAGAACUUGAACUUAAAGAAGGAGAUAUUGUGUUUGUUCAUAAAAAAAGAGAGGAUGGAUGGUUCAAAGGCACGUUACAGCGUAAUGGGAAAACUGGC
Messenger RNA from Equus quagga, 5334 nucleotides. RefSeq names its product SH3 domain containing ring finger 1 (gene SH3RF1). Lineage: Eukaryota; Metazoa; Chordata; Mammalia; Perissodactyla; Equidae. Gene Ontology annotation, biological process: negative regulation of apoptotic process; positive regulation of proteasomal ubiquitin-dependent protein catabolic process; protein ubiquitination. The transcript is spliced from 12 exons. Gene Ontology annotation, cellular component: cytosol. The record is from RefSeq and is a predicted model, not a curated record. Bases 330 to 2846 code for a protein of 838 amino acids. Gene Ontology annotation, molecular function: protein binding; ubiquitin protein ligase activity.